AUGGGAUCAAUCGCCCCUCAGGGCAUGCCGGAAGAAAUUCCUCCGCGCCUACCGAAUUCAGUGUGCGAUCUAUUCCAAAGACAUGUGAAAGCUUUCCCUGGUCGAAUCGCGGUCUCUCAUGGCGAUUCUCAGCUCACUUAUCGCGAAUUGGAAGCGGCAUCUGCAAGAAUUGCGAUGAUCUUACAAAAGCGAGGAGUUAAACCACGAGACUGUGUUCCGAUUUUGACGUCAAGAUGCCCGGAGAUGGUCGCUUGUCUACUUGCCAUUGUCAGUAUCGGAGCCUGCUACGUCCCCGUUGAUGUCGAAAGCUGGAGUCCAGAACGAAUCCAUACAGUCCUAUCUGUCAUUUCUGCAAAGGUCAUCAUAGCCACGGACGUUAAACCAUCGCCUCACAACGAGGUCACAAUUACUGGUCAGGAGAUCCACGAUGCGGUUUUCUCCGAAAAGACCCUUGUAUCAGCAAGACCAAGUCUUCCCAUUGCUGCUUGCAAAGAAGAUCCAGCUUAUACGAUAUUCACGUCUGGGACGACGGGAAUGCCGAAGGGCGUUCAGAUCGCGAACGAAAGUCUUCUGCAUUUUGUACAGCAUUACGAUUUUGGCAUUACACCUGUCGACAAAGUACUUGUUCUCUUCUCCAUUGCAUUCGACGCAUACACUGGCGCUGUCUUCUGUACCCUGGGUAACGGGGGUCAUUUGAUGCUAUCUGAUUCUGAAACAUUCAUGAGGGACGCAGGACUUUGUACCGUUUUGCCAUGUGCUCCAUCUCUUCUUGAUACUCUUCAGGAGCCUGAUCUUUACAAUAAUAUCCACACCAUAUGUAUGGGCGGAGAGUCACCAAGCCCCCAUCUUAUCCGAAAAUGGUGGUCACCUAGCCGUCGAAUACUCAAUGCCUAUGGUCCUACGGAAACGACCAUUGCAGCCAGUCAAGCCGAGUUGAAACCAGAAUUGCCAAUCUCUCUUGGAAGACCCAUGAACGGAUGUCAAAUGCUUCUUUUGGAUUCCAACCUGGAGGAGGCGUUGGAGGGAGAAAUUUAUAUCGGCGGUCCCAUCGUUGGUCUCGGAUAUUACCAGAACGAAGCCCUCACGAAAGAGAAGUUCAUUCAUUGGAACGGAACACGGCUGUACCGCACAUCAGACUUCGGGAGACGGACAUCUGACGGCAUCUCUUUUCUCUGCAGAAAAGAUAGUUUGGUUAAGAAUCGCGGCUUUCUCAUCAACCUCGAAGUUGAGGUCAUCCCGGCGCUUCUGGAAAACACCGAAGUUUACGCUGCUACGGCUUUCAUGCACCAUCAAAAACUCGUAGCGUAUGUGAUACCUGAGUGCGUGGACGUUCACGACCUCCGACUUAAAGUCUCGAGCAAUCAUGACACUUUUCAUGUUCCGGAUCUCAUCAAAGCUGUGUCAUCGUUUCCGUUAACGUCUAGUGGAAAGGUCGAUGUCAAAGCACUUCGCAAGGAUCUCGACCUUGAAGUUGUUCACUCCGCCGAGCUAUCAAGCUCCACGGAUACGCCGCUUGGCUACCUGAGAUCUGCCAUUUCCUUGGCCUUGAAUCUGCCCUUGGGAAAUAUUGCAGAAGAUGUGUCCUUCUGGGAGCUUGGAGGAAAUUCUCUAGCUGCGAUCAAACUUCUUUCGCUUCUCCAUGAGCGGCAACUUUCGAUCAACUUGGAACGCCUAUACCUGCUUCCGAGCAUAGUAGCCAUAUCUGAGGAGUUACAUGCCAUUGUAGCCUCCGCCACAUCUCCGAGUCACUCUCAGGAAGGUGUCCUGCUAUGCAACACCCGUCAGGAGCCGAGAGCACCUAUUACAAAUGUGCAAAUGGGGAUGAUUCGGUCCUCCCUCCAAGAGAGCCUCACAGCAUACAUUUUAGUCUCUAUCAACUUUGAAACGGACGAACAAAUAUUCAACUCGGGACAGUGGAAAGAUGCUUGGGAGAUAGUACUAGCCAGGCAUUCGAUCUUUCGGACUUCUUUUGACACUUCUAAAGGCACCCAAAUAGCUGAAGGCAGCUACGCUCAUGAUUGGGAAGAGACUAUUGUUGCUACAGAUCAGCUGGAAAGCGUCAUAAACCAAGAGUCUGAUGCUCUACUGGCUCUGUCAAAGUAUCAUGGGUUCGAACCAUUGUUCUCUCCUGCUAAUGCUUUCCGAUUUAUCAGAGCACCCGGAUCAAAGUCUACCCUUCUAUGGUUGGUCCAUCACAGUCAAAUUGAUGGGUGGUCGUUCGGGAUACUGAUUAGCGAAGUGCGAUCAAUUAUAUCGGGACAGACCCUACCACAGCCUCCUCAAUUCUACAUUUUCGCGAAGAAUCUUGAGCUCCAUAUCAAGCAACAGCGUCAUACGUCGAUUGCAUUCUGGUCCAAAACUUUGAAGGGCUUCUUGGAGGGUGCUCCAUUGAACCUACCCAAACCGGAAUCGAAAAAUAUUACCACUGAGCCUUCUAGCACUUCGGUAGAUCUAAAUCUUUCCGUCCUCGAUUUUGAGGAAAAGGCUCGCAACCUGAAAGUCUCUCCAGCUGCCGUCAUAUAUGGGGCGUGGGCGAUGGUGCUUGCGACCUACUCGGCAAAGGACCGCGUCGUCUUUGGAACGGUUUUCUCAGGUCGCAAUUUCCCCAUCGCAGGUGUAGAGAAGAUUGUAGGGCCGAUGAUCAACACUUGUCCCUUUCCAGUUGCUCUCAAUGGAAUAGACUCGAAGAGCGAUCUCCUAAAUCGAGUACAGACGCAAUUGCUUCAGAUCAGUGACCACCAAUGGUCGGCCGCGGAGGCUCUUGAAGAAAUUGCAUCAGGGAGUCAUGCACGCAUAUACGACACGAUAUUAUUUCUUGAAUAUGACCUGCCAGAAGUAUUCUCGGAGUCCGAGGACGAAAAGCUCGGCCAAUUCAAUAUCACUCGGAAAGACAUGCCCGAGUUCGGCCUCACGAUUCUUGUGGAGGCUUCGAAAGGCCACUUCACUCUUCGUGCGCUGUCGCAAAGGUCUUUGUAUGAUGGUUCAGUGAUCAGCAGAAUGCUAAAACAUUUUCGGAACCUUAUUCAAGCACUUCUGGAUAGCCGCUGUCAAGAUCUCCCAAGCAUCCGUCAAAGAAUGCUAGACCCGCCAGAGCUUCAUUCUUUGACACAAAACUCACUCUCACGUUUUGACGAGUAUCAUGGACCAAAAAAUCUCAAGCAAAGUCUUGAGCGUGCUGCAGAUGCGUGGCCAUCUCACGUCGCUGUUGAGUCAACCUCACGAUCCAUGACCUAUUCCGAACUAGAUCGGACCGCAAACUUUCUUGCCAAGUACAUCGCGCAGAUCGUGUACCCCGGAGAGGCAGUGGCUCUGGUCAGUGAUGGGUCUCUGAAUUGGCUAAUUGGAGUCAUCUCUAUCAUCAAAUCUGGAGCCAUAUAUGUUCCCCUAGAUACCAAACUCCCUUCCCAACGCAUGGAGAUUAUCACCAAAACUUCGGAUGCAAAGCUAUGCAUAGUUCCAAACCAAGAAUGCGAAGGCCUUCUUGCACCAGAUUCGGUUCCACUACUGUCGAUACACCAAAUUCUGCGGGGUGCGCCGAGCCAGCAGUCUGGACGACUUCAGGUCAAUAUCAAACCGGCCGAUUGGGCCUACGUAAUUUUCACAUCUGGCUCUACGGGUGUACCCAAGGGCGUUCGCGUCAAUCAUCAUGCUGUAUUAUCUUACCUCUCAUACGAGCCGGCAAGGAUGCACGCUGCUCCGGGAAGACGACAUGCUCAGAUGUUUUCCGCGGGAUUUGAUGUUAAUAUCGCCGAGAUAUUUGGAACACUAUGCUACGGCGCAACCUUGGUUCUCAAAGACCCCUCCGAUCCUUAUGCUCAUCUCAAACGCAUCGAUGCUACCAUGAUCACUCCUUCGUUUCUGUCAGUGUGUUCUCCGGACGAGCUAAGCAAUCUAGAUACCAUUCUUUUUGCAGGAGAAGCAGUUCCACAAGCUCUUUCUGAUCGUUGGAGUGGUGAUCGGCGGCUAUACAAUUCUUAUGGGCCCUGUGAGUGCACGAUUGGUGCUCUCUUUAAGCUUCUGCAGCCCGGUGAGCGGGUCACAUUGGGUCGUGCCAUCCCGCGCGUAGGAGUGUAUCUCCUUGAUACUCACAGCAACCCUGUGCCAAUUGGAGUCACCGGCGAAAUAUGCCUUUCCGGUCUGCAAGUGAUGGAUGGCUAUAUCGGAGCCGAACUGAAGUCUCAGACGGAUGCGCGCUUUGUGCCCGACCCUUUCCUCCAAGGCCACAAAAUGUAUCGAACCGGGGACCUUGCAGUAUGGACCGAGGAUAUGGAGCUUCGAUUUCUCGGACGUAUAGAUAACCAGGUGAAAGUCCGCGGAUAUCGUGUGGAGUUGGAAGAGAUCGAGAACGCGAUCCUCUCAGCAUGCCCUACGGCUACUCACGCCGCUGCUUUGAUCGACGAUGGGAACAUUGCCGCUUUCGUCGCUCCUGGAAAUAUAGAUACUGCGUUGCUUCAGCAGCGACUCCGCGGCCAACUACCUAGCUAUGCUUGCCCAGCAUCGAUUAUCUCACUACCACAUUUCCCAACGACGCCAAACCAGAAGCUAGAUCGAAAGGCCCUCAAAGGCAUGGCUGCAACGAUUCCACGGUCGCUUCCAAGUGCUCGCAGCAAACAAGUCUUAACGAAGACCCAAAGCCUGAUCGAAAGGAUUUGGCGGGAGACUAUUGGACUUUCAGAUGGCGAUGAAAUUGAGCUAGAUGAUGACUUCAUGGCUCUCGGUGGUAACUCUCUUCGCCAGAUCAAAGCUGCACAAAAGAUCUCCGCGGACAUUAGUUUAUCAAUACCAUUGUCCAUCUUCAUUAGAAACACCAAGAUGUCAGCAUUAGCUACAGCACUUGAUGAGUUUGUGGUCAAAGAAUCUCCGAAGGGGGAUCCAUUCCAAUCAUUUUUAGUGAGCUGGAAAUCCACAUCUACUUCAUCAAUAAGGGUCUCGCGGCUCGAGGAAGAAAUCUACGAGCUGAGCUCUUCGUCUGCGACGCCCCAAAGCUUCAAUGUACCGUAUAUGCUCGAAUUGCGCGGAAACGUGGACUUAGAGAAGCUAGAGCGAGCGAUUAACGCGGUCGUCAACAGGAAUGCCAUUUUCAGGACCUUUUACGAACGCAGAGGCAGUAUUUUGCGACGCAGCAUCUCAAUGGACCCGGUCUCGAUCGAACGUAUCUCGAUGGCUCGCAGGUCGGGGGAAGCUUUGCAGCGAGUAUCUAGGGAUUUGGUGGAUAAGCCAUUCGAUCUUUCGAAGGAACACCCCAUCAGGAUCGCUCUUCUCGAACACGAUUCUCAUAUCACAUUGAUCGUCGCAAUGCAUCACAUUAUCACUGACAAGACAUCUUGCAACAUCCUUUUCAAAAAGAUCCAGGAACACUAUACGAAAGGACCUGAAGCAGCCCACCGAGUUCGAAGCACCGUUCAGGAGCCAUCGUAUGCUGAAUGGGCAGAUUGGGAUCGCGCGAAAACACAUGAGAUACCAGAAGCCCACUUUCACUAUUGGAAGGAACACCUCAGAACUCUCACGCGGAGGCCAUUCACGCAGACCUCGGAGUCAGUAAAGGGAGACGCUUCCAACUGUACCUUUGAUGUGUCGAUAGAUUCAGUCUCCAGAAGCUCGUUCGAGUACUGUCUUUCCAUACUAGCCCUCACGCUUAAGGCUGUCAUUGGUACCACCGACAUCCUUCUCGCGAUCCCGUACAUCGACCGCUCCGAGCACGGCACGGAAGACAUGUUUGGCAUCUUCUUAGACAGACUUCCAAUUCGUAUCCAGCUUGACCACUUCAAGGAUGUGCCCUCAUUAGUCUCCGCCACAAAAGAAGGAAUCGAGGGUGCUCUGUCGCAUUCCAUCCCCUACCGCGAAAUACGGAAAAUCGCUGGGGACAACGCACUUUUUGAUGUCAUGGUCACCUACAAUAGACUGGAGGACUCCGCUACUAAGGCAUUUCAGUUGCCAGGCGUUCGCGUUACAGAAGCGCAUUAUAAACCUAGUGGAUCGAAGUUUCCGCUUCUUGUGGAGUUCACGGAGACUGAAGAGGGUGUUUCCUGCGAGCUUGAGUAUAGCACGGUGCUUGUGAGCGAAGUAGUUGUGAAUGGGAUCAAAGCGGUCAUGCCGGCUAUUUCCCGCUUCUUGAAAGAUGGGACACCAUUGGAUUCGUUGGAUGCAGCGACGUGUCGUCUACUGAACUAG
This is a messenger RNA of Mytilinidion resinicola, 6171 nucleotides long. RefSeq names its product putative non-ribosomal peptide synthetase SirP/GliP2. NCBI's taxonomy places the organism in Eukaryota, Fungi, Ascomycota, Dothideomycetes, Mytilinidiales, Mytilinidiaceae. The record is from RefSeq and is a predicted model, not a curated record. The coding region runs from base 1 to 6171 and encodes 2056 amino acids. Gene Ontology annotation, biological process: amino acid activation for nonribosomal peptide biosynthetic process; secondary metabolite biosynthetic process. Gene Ontology annotation, molecular function: phosphopantetheine binding; catalytic activity. Gene Ontology annotation, cellular component: cytoplasm. The transcript has 2 exons.